UAUACCUUUCCUAACUCCACUGCGGCUCCCUCAAUGCACAGCUUUGCAGAGCGGAGGAAGAUACUAAGGGCAAGAAUAUAAAUUGUUUAACUCAAAGAAAAAAAGUCGAAGAGUUAAACAAUUUAGCACAUGACUCUCCCUUAUUUAGACAGAUGAUAAGAAUAAAAAAGCAUUUUUGAUUGAGCCUUUUCCUACUUGGGAAAUUUGCCAUUCUCCCAUGGAUUCCUAUGAAUAUAGGAAACUUGUAUUUCUCAUUCACAAAUUUUCCAUUGGCUUCAUUUGGUUAUGCCAUUUUGGGAUUUGCUCUAACCGAAGCUAUUGCAUUGUUUGCCCCGCCUUUCUGAUCUCAUUCGUAUUCCAAUCUUCAGUCUUAUUUCUUACAACUAUCUUUUGAAGCAGAUAGUUCACAGUGCUUAUUCUAUAGAUACUGGAAAAUCCACCUCAUGUUUCCACUCUAUUUUCAUUACGAAGAUGUAUCACGUCAGGAUCCGUUGCUCAAACCGAAUCACGCCAACGUUAUGGAAGUUCCUGGAUUGUGUGAAAUAAGAGUAGUACCAAAGGCACCUUAUGAUUUCAUAAUCAAAAAUGGAAAAUUGGCUAUGGAGAUUCCGUGCGGUCAGAAAUUCAUACAGACACAAAGGGGUUCGACAGGAAAGUCGUUUCGAUCCAAUCCAUUCUUGGGGUCAAACAAAAAAGGAUAUGUCAGUGACCUAGCACGACAAAGCACUCUCCGAGGGCAUGGAAUGUCUAAUUUUUCGGUCAGAAUCUCGACAGUAAUGUCUCUCUUAGAUUCUCCGGUCGAAAUACGGGAAAACUCCAUUCAAUUCUCGAUGGAAACGGAGUUUUGCGAAUUAUCCCCAGAACUGGAAGAUCAUUUCGAGAUCCUCGAACAUAUUCGAGGGUUCAAUGUGACUAUUGUCACUUCGGCCAACACACAAGAUGAGACUUUACCACCGUGGAGCGGCUUUUUUCAAAAAGAUGAGGGGGAAAGUCAGUAAGAUGCCGGAGAAGCGAAAUAUACGAGGAUCACAAACAUAGAUUGCUCGCGGCUAAAUAUGAAUUGAGACGAAAGCUUUAUAAAGCCUUUUGUAAAGAUCCUCCUAGUUAUAUGCGGGACAAACAUCGUUAUAAGUUGUCCAAGUUGCAAAAUGGAGUUCCUUUGCACGAGUAAUAAACCGAUGUAUUUUCACGGGUCGCCCUCAUUCCGUAUAUGAGUUCUUUCGAAUUUCUCGUAUCGUUUUUCGUGGAUUAGCAUCUCGAGGUCUUUUGAUGGGCAUAAAGAAAUCGUCUUGGUAGCAACCACCAAACCAAUAGAACAAGGCUUAGCUCUGCAGCUGGUCCAUAAGCAAGGUAAGUAGGUCCAUUACCGGCCGGCUCCGGACCG
This is a messenger RNA of Ricinus communis (castor bean), 1384 nucleotides long. RefSeq names its product 60S ribosomal protein L5, mitochondrial. Gene Ontology annotation, biological process: translation. The coding region runs from base 444 to 998 and encodes 184 amino acids. NCBI's taxonomy places the organism in Eukaryota, Viridiplantae, Streptophyta, Magnoliopsida, Malpighiales, Euphorbiaceae. The record is from RefSeq and is a predicted model, not a curated record. Gene Ontology annotation, molecular function: RNA binding; structural constituent of ribosome. Gene Ontology annotation, cellular component: cytosolic large ribosomal subunit; ribosome. The transcript has a single exon.